Molecule: messenger RNA, 780 nt
Organism: Pochonia chlamydosporia 170
Lineage: Eukaryota; Fungi; Ascomycota; Sordariomycetes; Hypocreales; Clavicipitaceae
Exons: 1
Coding region: 1-780 (259 amino acids)
Source: RefSeq, a predicted model, not a curated record
AUGAGGGUUAAGCUGGUGGUAAAGACACUGUCCAAUCCCCGACUUUCCCAAAGUUACCACCCACGAUUUCAUUUUCUUGGUGAGGGCCUUACUAAGAAAGGCCAGAAAGAUGAUUCUGUCUAUAUCACCAUUGAUGGCCUCCAUGAUAAGGAUGUCAGGGCCGCAAAAAGGAGGCGUGAUAGCAACAUCAAGUUGAAAAUGUGGCGUAAUGAGAGUGACAGUGACCAUCUGGAUUGCAAAACACUCAUAGCCGAACACAAAUAUGAUCCGAAGGAUCGAAAUCGGGGCACCAUUACCUAUCACGGCGACGAGGGUCCUUCGGAGAGCAGCAAAAAACAUAGGCUCCUGAUGAACCAUAUCCCCGGUAAGUCUUAUAUGGACUGUACCUGGAAGAUGGAAGUCGAAGGACGUUGGGAACCGGGGUUCUUCCACCGGGAUCCCGACCCACCGGCGAGGAAGGCGAUACCAAUAGUGUUUUGGUGCGAAGAGAAUCCUCGCGGGCACACUUUCUCCCUGGUGGAGCCAGAUGGAAGUGACAGCUUGCCACAGUUGGUAUGGGAGAAUUGGGGUUACAAAAACACACACACCGUCCGCAGUGCUCUAGUCGUGGAACGUGAUAUGGCACUGGAGGUAUUGCGUGUGAGACUUUUGGCUUGGAUCGCGACGAUUUGGAUGACAGACCAACUGAACUGGGUUCACCCUGAUGACUUCAAGGGCUACGAGCCUGUCAAACUCGUGAAUAUAUUGGUCCAAAAGCCUGAUUAUGACAACGUCAUAUAA